This is a messenger RNA of Brassica rapa (field mustard), 971 nucleotides long. RefSeq names its product 40S ribosomal protein S5-1. Gene Ontology annotation, biological process: translation. Gene Ontology annotation, molecular function: RNA binding; structural constituent of ribosome. The record is from RefSeq and is a predicted model, not a curated record. Gene Ontology annotation, cellular component: small ribosomal subunit. NCBI's taxonomy places the organism in Eukaryota, Viridiplantae, Streptophyta, Magnoliopsida, Brassicales, Brassicaceae.
AAAGCCCAUUGGGCCCAAUAAAAUCCAUUUUAAAAACCCUAUACUCUAGUAAAAUUAGGGUUUUUGUUUCUUCUCACCACCUUCUUCAAGCAGUAGCUGCAGCUAAACCUAGUCCCGUCUCAUCUCCACACGACGCUUACGAGUUUGAGCCAUGGCCGCCGCCGUUGAGAUUGACGCUGAGAUUCAGCAACAGCUUACCAACGAGGUCAAGCUCUUCAAUCGCUGGAGCUUUGAUGACGUUUCGGUCACAGACAUUAGUCUUGUUGACUACAUUGGUGUUCAGCCUGCUAAGCACGCGACCUUUGUCCCCCACACUGCUGGAAGAUACUCUGUCAAGAGGUUCAGGAAGGCUCAGUGUCCCAUUGUUGAGAGGCUCACGAACUCUCUCAUGAUGCACGGAAGGAACAACGGAAAGAAGCUGAUGGCUGUGAGGAUCAUCAAGCACGCCAUGGAGAUCAUCCAUCUCUUGACUGACUUGAACCCUAUUCAGGUUAUCAUUGAUGCCAUUGUCAACAGUGGUCCACGUGAGGAUGCUACCAGGAUUGGAUCUGCUGGUGUGGUUAGGAGGCAGGCUGUUGAUAUCUCUCCUCUAAGACGUGUGAACCAAGCCAUCUUCUUGCUCACCACUGGUGCACGUGAAGCUGCGUUUAGAAACAUCAAGACAAUCGCUGAGUGCCUUGCUGAUGAGCUCAUCAAUGCUGCCAAGGGAUCUUCCAACAGCUAUGCCAUCAAGAAGAAGGAUGAGAUUGAGAGAGUUGCGAAGGCCAACCGUUAAGGAGGAUCUUCCUAGGCCUUGAGUUUGCAUUACAUCUCAAAGACCUUAUCUUGCUGUUUUUCAUUAGAGCUUUUUGGAUAUGUUUCAGAAGAUGUCCCUAUCUUUUAAUGAAGUUUUUUUGAAUCUUGAUCAAAACGGUUUCAUGUUUAAGAAUAUUUUCAUCUUUAUAUUUAUAAUUUAAAGGUUGUUUAUUGCA